Psylliodes chrysocephalus is the source of this 372-nucleotide messenger RNA. Lineage: Eukaryota; Metazoa; Arthropoda; Insecta; Coleoptera; Chrysomelidae. The record is from the annotation of a GenBank genome assembly.
AUGGAAAUUAAGACUAUUUUCAUUGUAACUGAAAAUAACCAACUCGCUGAAAAUGAAGCUGCCGUUAUUAGAGAAAAUCUUAGGGAUUCUCAGUUAUCGACCUUAGAUAACACCAGAAACCCAGCUCAAGAAAAUACUGAGACUGAAAAAGGUCCUGUAGAGUCCACUGCUGGUUGCUCUAAAGAUAGCGGCGAUGUACCAUUUAUUAGUGUAGUAAAAAUUCUGCAAGUUAAACGUAGUACUAAAAAUAUAACUUCAAGAGGCAGAACGAAGCAACGGUCUGAAGUUCUUACUUCUACACCCUACAGUGAGGAACUUGAGGAAAAAGAAAACAAAAGACAGAAAAAAUUGAAAACUAUAUACCGAAAAUAA